Molecule: messenger RNA, 689 nt
Organism: Sinocyclocheilus rhinocerous
Lineage: Eukaryota; Metazoa; Chordata; Actinopteri; Cypriniformes; Cyprinidae
Product: putative ATP-dependent RNA helicase TDRD12
Exons: 7
Coding region: 1-558 (185 amino acids)
Biological process (GO): germ-line stem cell division
Source: RefSeq, a predicted model, not a curated record
AUGGCUGGAUUUCGUCUGCAGAAAUUCGCCAAACUACACCCUGAUCUGAAUGGAUUCUCAUCUCCGAAGCAGACCAGACCUGCCAGCACUGAAACAGACAAAGAUGAACCACAGAAUUUCCACAAUCCAGCCCCGAUCUCAUUCCAGCCUACAAGUUUUCACCCACAGAUCAAAUGGUUCCAGAGGGGCGAGUUGGUCACGGUCUACAUAAAGCUCAUCAAUCCAGUGAUGCAGAAGUGUGAUUUCUGCUCAGACACUGUCAUUUACAGUGGGUACGUGAAUGACCGGCAUUACUAUGCAAAGCUCGAGCUGUCCGGUGCCAUCACCGCGGAGCAGUGCUCAUGGGAAAUGAGAUGCAAUGAGCCGGUGAUGAAGCUGAAGAAAAAGGAAAAGCGGGACUGGAGAACACUCCUCAAACACAAGAGUCCAUUUGUCAGCUAUGAAUUUGACUUCAUUGAUGAGACUCGUGUUUCUUCAUUAAACGGGCACUGGUUCCUGGCUGAGGUGGGAGAGGAGGGCUGUUACGUCAGCUCUGAGAGCGCCAGCGACAGUGACUGAAUAGAACGGAUCGCACUUGUUCUACAGGACAUUAAUGGAGCAACACUACAUCAGUUUUGAGUAACAUUUCAUUGUCCAAUUAACAAUAAUAAAUUAUUUAUUUUUCAGUAUGUUGGUGUUAUGAGUCCCAC